AUGGGUGCCGCAUACCAGAUUCUCGGAAGAUCCGUCCAGCCCCACGUGUUAGCCCUCGCUACCUUGGGCGCAGUUGUGUUUGUUGCUGCUCCAAAGCCUUGGGGUCCUCCCAAGCCAACUCACCCAGCCAUUGGUGCAUCUUCUCCAGAGGAGGAGAAGUUUGUCCAGGACUUUUUGGCCAAGCACUUGGAGAAGCAUUAG
Sungouiella intermedia is the source of this 201-nucleotide messenger RNA. The record is from the annotation of a GenBank genome assembly. Lineage: Eukaryota; Fungi; Ascomycota; Pichiomycetes; Serinales; Metschnikowiaceae.